UCAACGGUUGGCUUGCAUUUGCAUUUCAUUGACGUCGCCGGGAAGUAACCCCGCAUCCAGCCCGAUUUCGACUCGACUCAAUCAUUACCCGCUCGGUCUAAAGACUACUCCACUUCGUCAUAGAGGACUUUCUCAUACAACUCGAAUAUCCUCCUGUCCUCGCUCUGUCGCAAUGGAUGGCAUCGGGGAAGGCCCCGACGGCAUGGGCUUCGACAUGCCCAUGCUCAUGAACCAGCAGCAGCAGUUUUUCGGCGGCUAUCCUCAUGACACUUCGCCGAUCCCCUCCGCUCACCACAAUGCGGCGUUCCAGGAAGAUGCCUCAAUGGGCAUGGGUGAUGAUACCAAUGACGCUAAGAGAAGAAGAAUCGCCAGGGCCUGUGAUAUGUGCCGGAAGAAGAAGAUCAAAUGCGAUGGCAAGAUGCCUAAGUGCUCCCACUGCAUCAACUACAAGACCGAUUGUGUCUUCACACAGGUCGAGAAAAAGCGGAAUCCGCCCAAAGGUGCCAAAUACAUCGAAGGGCUGGAAAAUCGACUGGGGAGGAUGGAAUCUCUACUGCGCCUCUCAGGCCUACUUUCGGAGGAAGAUGGAGGAAAGACCGACCUCGGAACCCUAGAACGCCGCCUGGCCGAUCGAUCUUUGGCGAACGGUGGGCUGAGUCUCCCAAAAAGUCCGGGGAGAUUCAAUGCUUCCAACUCUAAUAACCAAUCUCAACAAGCCUCCUCGCAUCACUCUACCCCCCGCGUCGAAUCUCAGUCAAGCCCGCAUACGGCCCCUACAUCUCCAGACUCGCCGAAGGAAUCUGAAAAUGAAGUUGAAGGUCUGUCGGAUAUGAUGUGCUCGCUUGUGACGAACAAUUGUGGAGAGACGAGGUAUAUUGGCUCGUCAUCGGGUUUCUCGAUAUUCUCUCCGAAAGGCAUACAAUGGGUGAAUGAGAAAACAGGCGACUCUUCGUUUCAGGAUAUGAUCUCUUCCGCAUAUAUCGACGACAAUAAGUGGAUGUAUUGGAAGCCGGAGAUCUUCAGCGAUAUAUUCGCCCGUCGAGUUUUCAAGCCAUUACCGCCGAAAGAAGAAGCAAUGUCCCUUUUUCAAGACUUCUUUGCGAACUUUAAUUGCAUGUUCCCGCUUUUCCAUGAACCGACUUUCAUGCAUCUUGUGGAACGGCAAUAUUCCCGCGACCCGUAUGAAGGCUCCGGCUGGUGGGCUAGUAUCAACGUUGUUCUGGCGAUCGCGCAUAGAAUCCGGGUCAUGAACAACUUAGUGCCACAAGAGGAAGACAAAAAAGCGUGGCUUUACCUCAAGAACGCAAUGGCUGUUCUAACCGAGCUCACUAUGCGCAAUACGGAUUUACUGAGCGUUCAAGCCUUGCUGGGAAUGUCACUUUUCUUACAAGGUACCCCCAACCCGCAACCAUCUUUCUUCCUUGUCGCGGCAGCUAUUCGGCUGUCUCACAGCAUAGGGCUGCAUAAACGUGGCUCUGGGUUUGGUUUGAACCCCGUCGAAGUCGAACAGCGCAAGCGGGUGUUUUGGAUUGCUUAUUUGCUUGAUAAAGAUCUAUGUCUCCGUUCCGGCCGCCCACCGGUUCAGGACGAUGAUGAUAUGAAUGUCGAAUUACCGAGUGAAGAUCCCCCUGACAACAUUGGCAAUGUGCCGCUGUCGGAUGGAAAGAGCAAAUUCAACCUUUUCAGGUCGAUGUGUCGCUUUGCUACUAUUGGAAGUCGAGUGUACAAGCGACUAUAUUCAGCGAAAGCGUCGAAACAGUCGGAUGGCGAACUGUUGAACACCAUUGGAGAGCUCGACAAAGAAUUGGAAGAUUGGAAAGAUAGCAUACCACUCGAUUUCCGCCCAGAGAAUGAGAUCAAAGCUACCCAUACGCCGUUGAUCCUGCAUGUCGUCGUUCUUCAUUUCGCUUACUACAACUGCUUGACAACAAUCCAUCGAAUGUCUGUACAUCAUGGAUACUGGACAAGCCGCCUGUCCAACUAUGCCAUUCAAGGUCUCAACGCCAGGCCAUUGAACCCCAGGGUGUUCCUGUCGGCAGUUCUUUGCGUGACUGCCGCUCGAGCGUCCAUCAACCUCAUCAAAUACAUUCCGCAAGGCGACUUCGCAUGUGUCUGGUUGAUCUUAUAUUACCCCGUCUCUGCAUUGGUCACUCUAUUCGCCAAUAUCCUUCAAAACCCCAAUGAUGCACGAGCGCGCUCGGAUGUGAAGCUGAUGAACGUGGUGGUCAAUUUCCUGUCGACGCUGGUAUCCGAUGAGUCAAACGGAAGUAUCAAACGCAUGCUCACUCUAUGUGGCGAGUUUGAACGAAUCGCGCAGGUGGUUCUCGACAAGGCGGAGAGGGAGUCCCAUUCGAAGAAGAAGCGCAAAGCCACCUCCGAUGAUCCCAAGAACCAGCAACAAACAUCCAACGGAAAUCAGUCCCCCACGACCCCCGCCAUGAAAACAUCAGAUGCACCCUCCGCCGCUGCAACAGCAGUGCCCCUUGCAUCGUCCUCAUUCCCGACAGGUCAGAACAAUCAGCCCACGGGUAAUGCGCCCACCGCAACACGCAACUUUGUUCCCGACCAAGCCUUCCCUGCAGCCGGUAGUGGCCUCCCUCCGAACCUUCAGGAAACCAUACAUAGCCUAGCCGGCCUGGGUCCCGAUUUCGAAAUGCUCAGCCCACACAACCUUGACGGCGUACGGUUUGGCGAUCAACCACCCUUCACGACCACCUCGGCCGACACACCCCUCUCGUCCUUCCAACAACCAUUCGUCCCGCAAGAUCUGUGGCAAAUGCCGAUGACCAUUGAAUGGGAUUGGGCGGACAUGUCGAACAAUUUCCCGGUCUUCGGUGACACCAGCGGGCCCGGUGGCGGGCCUGCGAACGAGUCGUGAUGCCACCCCCACGACAUCCAUGACACGGGGCGAACGGGUCGCACAAAAGGACGGGAAAGGGGG
Messenger RNA from Aspergillus homomorphus CBS 101889, 2941 nucleotides. It is a transcript of the gene atrR, whose product is annotated as transcription factor atrR. Gene Ontology annotation, biological process: regulation of DNA-templated transcription; DNA-templated transcription. Lineage: Eukaryota; Fungi; Ascomycota; Eurotiomycetes; Eurotiales; Aspergillaceae. The transcript has 7 exons. Gene Ontology annotation, molecular function: DNA binding; DNA-binding transcription factor activity, RNA polymerase II-specific; zinc ion binding. The record is from RefSeq and is a predicted model, not a curated record. The coding region runs from base 173 to 2878 and encodes 901 amino acids.